AUGAUCACCAACAUUAUAGAUUAUUUGGAUCCAUUCACGAUCGUUUCCUGUUCCAUGCUAAUUUCCAAACAAUUUUAUCGAAUUUCUCACCAAGAAUUUCAAUCCCUUGAAAUUUCAUCACACCACGACAGAGUAAUCCACUAUCAAUUCAUUCAUAAAUGUUCAAGUUUUAGGACACUCACUAGUUUAGAUUUGAGAAAUUGUAGCAUUGAAGUGGAAGAUUUUACAAAAUGGGUAAAGAGUGGAAAUUUGAAGGGAUUGAAAUGCUUAGUAGCUCCAAACGAUGGACAAUUGGUUUUAGAAAUUGGUAACAUUUACAAUGAGUGUAUGGAAGAAUUGAAGAAGGGAUCAGAAGUGGAUUAUACCCUUCCCAACUUGAAGAGUAUUCAGGUGGAAAAUGUUUGUCGAUUGGAUUUGAUUAGUCCUGUGGAAUAUUCUGAACAAAUGACAAAGACUCCUGUUGGGGAAAUUAAAAGUAGCCGUGGUGAAUUAUUUGGAAAGAAAAAGGCUUUGAGCACAUUAGUGGAGGGGGUUUGUUUGCCAAUGGCAUUUCCACAAUUAUUCACAGGAUCCAGACGUCCUCCAAGACAGUACCUGUUUUUUGGACCUAUGAAUAGUGGAAAAACGAUGAUAUUAGAUGCAUUGCAUGAAUCAAUGCCUUCCAAUUUAAUUGAGCCAUUCUCAAUUAAUUACUAUGAUAAGGAAAGAGCUAUCCGAAUACUGUUCUCAAUUGCAAGGUUGUUUGGGAAAUAUGUAUUUUCCAUAUUGACCUACCAUCAAAACCUGUUCCAGGAGGUGGAAACAGAAGGGGAGUUCAAUAGGAGAGCUCUAACAGAACUGGUCAUACAAUUAGAUACAAGACCUGAAGAAAAUUUAAUUAUAAUUAUGUCCUCGAAUAGACCAACAACUAUUAAUACCAUCAUUAGAAGAAGGCUCUAUCCACGAAUUUACAUCAAACUCUUAACAGGAGAUGAUCUCAACAUGUUUGUGAAAUAUCAACUUGAGGGUAGAUUUGGAAGUAAUAGUUUUACCACAAGUCAAAUUGAUCAAAUUACCAAACUUUGUGAAGGAUAUUCGCCCUUUGAGAUUGAGCAAAUGGUGAAAUCGAUCAGAAAUGAAAAUAUCAAGGGGACAAAAUUAAUUGAUUGUUUUAAAGAGAUUAUUGAGAAGGCACCACCCCUUAAUACAGAGCAAGAAAUAAUGGAAAUUGAAAGCUUUGCAGAAAAUUUCGCCAGCGAAUAUUAG
This is a messenger RNA of Naegleria gruberi, 1245 nucleotides long. RefSeq lists its product as uncharacterized. The record is from RefSeq and is a predicted model, not a curated record. Lineage: Eukaryota; Heterolobosea; Eutetramitea; Acrasida; Naegleriidae. The transcript has a single exon. Bases 1 to 1245 code for a protein of 414 amino acids. Gene Ontology annotation, molecular function: ATP hydrolysis activity; ATP binding.